Molecule: messenger RNA, 1807 nt
Organism: Vitis riparia (riverbank grape)
Lineage: Eukaryota; Viridiplantae; Streptophyta; Magnoliopsida; Vitales; Vitaceae
Product: glycerol kinase-like
Exons: 4
Coding region: 104-1672 (522 amino acids)
Biological process (GO): glycerol metabolic process; glycerol-3-phosphate biosynthetic process; triglyceride metabolic process
Cellular component (GO): mitochondrion
Molecular function (GO): glycerol kinase activity
Source: RefSeq, a predicted model, not a curated record
GGAAACAAAAAUUUCAACCUUCGAUAUAUCUUUCCAUCGCUUGACAAAAGAGCUCUGUUUGUGCUUGUUUCCUGGGAGAUUGCGAGAAAAUUGAAGGAGAAAAAUGGCGAAAGAGGAUGUCUUCGUUGGAUCCAUAGAUCAAGGCACCACCAGUACACGGUUCAUAAUCUAUGACCGGUCUGCUCAGCCGGUUGGAUCUCACCAGGUGGAGUUCACUCAGUUCUACCCAGAAGCAGGAUGGGUGGAGCAUGAUCCAAUGGAGAUUUUGGAGAGUGUGAGAGUGUGCAUAGAGAAGGCCAUUGAUAAGGCGACUGCAGAUGGGCACAACGUGGAUAGUGGAUUGAAAGCGAUUGGGCUGACCAAUCAGAGAGAGACUACUCUCAUCUGGAGCAAAUCUACUGGUCUUCCUCUCUACCACGCCAUUGUUUGGAUGGAUGCUAGAACCAGUUCUAUUUGCAGGAAAUUGGAGAAAAAAUUACCUGGGGGAAGAACACAUUUUGUGGAGACGUGUGGUUUGCCCAUAAGCACUUAUUUCAGCGCAUUGAAGCUUCUCUGGUUGUUGGAAAAUGUGGAUGCCGUGAAAAAAGCAGUUGAAGUAGGGGAUGCUCUGUUUGGAACAAUAGACACUUGGUUGAUUUGGAAUAUGACUGGAGGCUUGAAUGGUGGGGUUCAUGUCACUGAUGUCUCAAAUGCAUCUAGAACAAUGCUCAUGAAUCUCAAAACCCUUGAUUGGGAUAAACCCACAUUAGAUACCCUAGGCAUUUCUGCUGAAAUUUUGCCCAAGAUUGUCAGUAAUGCUGAGAUUAUUGGAACAGUUGCAAAGGGAUGGCCCAUUCCUGGGCUCCCAAUUUCUGGAUGCCUUGGUGACCAGCACGCUGCAAUGCUGGGCCAAGCUUGCCGAAAAGGUGAGGCCAAAAGCACAUAUGGGACUGGGGCUUUCAUACUUCUCAAUACAGGUGAGGAGGUAAUCGAGUCCAAACAUGGGCUUUUAACCACUUUGGCAUUUAAGCUUGGACGAGAAGCUCCAACCAACUAUGCUCUAGAGGGCUCUAUUGCAAUUGCAGGAGCUGCAGUUCAGUGGCUCAGAGACAGCCUUGGUAUAAUAAGCACUGCAAGUGAGAUUGAGGAAUUAGCAGCAAAGGUUGAUUCUUCAGGUGGGGUUUAUUUUGUGCCAGCAUUCAAUGGAUUGUUUGCUCCAUGGUGGCGUGAUGAUGCGCGUGGGGUUUGCAUUGGGAUCACAAGAUUUACAAACAAGUCUCACAUUGCUCGAGCUGUGCUUGAGAGUAUGUGUUUUCAGGUAAAGGAUGUCCUAGAUUCAAUGCACAAGGAUGCAGGGGAGAAGGGUGAGGUCAAGAAUGAGAAGGGGGAGUUCUUGCUUAGAGUUGAUGGUGGUGCAACCAUUAACAAUCUUUUGAUGCAAAUUCAGGCUGAUCUGUUGGGGAACCCGGUGGUUAGACCAGCUGAUAUAGAGACAACAGCUCUUGGAGCCGCUUAUGCGGCUGGAUUAGCAGUGGGGAUUUGGACAGAAGACGAGAUUUUCGAUUCUGGAGAAAAGGUUAAGCUUGCUACCACAUUUUAUCCUGCAUUAGACGAGGACCGGAGGAAUAAGAAGGUGGAGUCUUGGUGCAAAGCUGUUUCAAGGACUUUCGACUUGGCGGAUCUUUCUCUUUAACCAACUCCUAUUUCAUCCCUUUAAAGUUCAUGUUUAUAUACUUCUAUUAUUUCAAAUAAUGAAAUCAUCCCUUGUGUAGAUUUUGUGUAUGACACACACUAUUUCAUGAUUAUAUUGGAGAGAAUUCGCAUUCUA